Molecule: messenger RNA, 801 nt
Organism: Myodes glareolus (Bank vole)
Lineage: Eukaryota; Metazoa; Chordata; Mammalia; Rodentia; Cricetidae
Gene: Gje1
Product: gap junction protein epsilon 1
Biological process (GO): cell-cell signaling
Cellular component (GO): connexin complex
Molecular function (GO): gap junction channel activity
Source: RefSeq, a predicted model, not a curated record
AAUCUCCUUUCCGAAUGUUCCUUUUCCAACCCAGUUUGUCCUCCUCCAAAACCAACAGGUUAAACCUCCAACUGUGGUCGGCCAGUUCCACACCCUCUUCUUCGGCUCUGUGAGGAUGUUCUUCCUUGGAGUGCUGGGCUUUGCGGUUUAUGGGAACGAGGCUUUGCAUUUCAGCUGUGAGCCAGACAAAAGAGAGAUAAAUCUGUUCUGUUACAAUCAGUUCAGGCCAAUAACUCCCCAAGUGUUCUGGGCAUUACAGCUAGUGAUUGUCCUGCUUCCUGGGGCGAUUUUCCAUCUUUAUGCCGCAUGUAAAAGCAUCAACCAAGAAUGCAUCCUUCAAAAGCCCGCGUACACUGUGAUUUACAUCCUCUCCGUCUUGUUGAGGAUCAGCCUGGAGGUGGUAGCAUUUUGGCUUCAGAUUCAUCUCUUUGGCUUCCAGGUGAAGCCUCUAUACUUGUGUGAUGCUGAAUCCCUCGGUAAAAAGAUAAAUGUUGUAAAAUGCAUGGUUCCAGAACAUUUUGAAAAGACUAUCUUUCUCAUUGCAAUGUACACCUUUACUGUAAUCACCAUUGUAUUGUGUGUUGCUGAGAUUUUUGAGAUCAUAUUCAGAAGAUCAUGUUUCCUAUUUAAACAAUGACAUGGUUGAUUGUCUAAAGUCAUGCAAUAAUUCCGAUCAAUCUUUAUGUUUAGUUUUCUCAUCAAGUACCUCAAUUCCAUAUGUUCUAUAAAUUUUGGUGUAUCUGUAAUUUAUGUAUAAUAGAAAUAGAUAACAAGUUCUAAACUAGGUGGUUUUGAGCAAAU